This is a messenger RNA of Hyaena hyaena (striped hyena), 1449 nucleotides long. Its product is annotated as DNA primase small subunit-like. The record is from RefSeq and is a predicted model, not a curated record. Gene Ontology annotation, biological process: DNA replication, synthesis of primer. Gene Ontology annotation, cellular component: alpha DNA polymerase:primase complex. NCBI's taxonomy places the organism in Eukaryota, Metazoa, Chordata, Mammalia, Carnivora, Hyaenidae.
AUGGAGACUUUUAAACCCGCCGAGCUGCCGGAGCUGCUUAACCUUUAUUACCGGAGGCUUUUCCCCUACGCUCAAUACUAUCGCUGGCUCAACUAUGGAGGAGUGACAAAGAAUUACUUUCAACACCGUGAAUUUUCAUUCACACUGAAAGAUGAUAUUUACAUUCGCUACCAAUCCUUCAACAACCAGAGUGAUCUGGAAAAGGAGAUGCAGAAAAUGAAUCCAUACAAGAUUGAUAUAGGCGCAGUAUACUCUCACAGACCCAAUCAACACAAUACAGUGAAGCUGGGAGCUUUCCAGGCUCAGGAAAAAGAAUUGGUGUUUGACGUUGACAUGACAGACUAUGACGAUGUGAGGAGAUGUUGUAGUUCUGCAGAUAUAUGUUCUAAGUGCUGGACCCUCAUGACGAUGGCCAUACACAUAAUCGACCGAGCACUGAAGGAGGACUUUGGAUUUAAGCAUCGUCUCUGGGUAUAUUCUGGAAGGAGAGGUGUUCAUUGUUGGGUUUGUGAUGAAUCAGUUAGAAAAUUGUCCUCUGCAGUACGUUCUGGGAUAGUUGAGUACUUGAGUCUUGUAAAGGGUGGUCAAGACGUUAAAAAGAAAGUCCACCUAAGUGAAAAAAUUCACCCUUUUGUCAGAAAAUCUAUAAACAUAAUAAAAAAAUACUUUGAAGACUAUGCUCUAGUUGAUCAAGAUAUUCUUGAAAAUAAAGAAAGCUGGGAUAAGAUCUUACCCCUUGUUCCUGAAACAAUUCAUGAGAAACUUCAGCAAAACUUCCACAGGUAUCACAAUUCACUUCAGCGUUGGGAGUAUUUGAAGAAAGCCAUCAGCUCUCAGGAUAAUACAAAAAACGACAAAUGUGGACCCUGGCUUGAGUGGGAGAUCAUGCUCCAGUACUGUUUUCCACGGCUGGAUAUCAAUGUUAGCAAAGGAAUCAAUCAUUUGCUGAAGAGCCCUUUUAGUGUUCAUCCUAAAACAGGUCGCAUUUCUGUGCCUAUUGAUUUACAAAAAGUGGAUCAGUUUGAUCCAUUUACUGUUCCAACCAUAAGCUCCAUCUGCCGUGAAUUGGAUACCAUUUCCACUAAUGAGGGAAAGGAGAAAAACGAAGCUGAAUCUGAUAUCAAACAUAGAACCAGAGAUUAUAAGAAGACCAGUCUAGCUCCUUAUAUAAAAGUUUUUGAACAGUUUCUUGAAAACCUGGAUAAAUCUCGAAAAGGAGAACUUCUCAAGAAGAGUGAUUUGCAGAAAGACUUCUGAAGAUAACAACUCUCCUCAAACCAUUGUAGAUAUCUUCUACCUUCAGCCAAUAACCAAAAACUUCAAGAGCAAUUAAUGAAUAUGGUGGAACCAUAUGUGUCUUAGUGCUCAAACCAAAAUGUCCUUUUCUUGAAAAAUAAUUAUGUUGAAAAGAUUCCUGAAACCACCUAAGGAGACUGCCCAGGUUUCUAG